GGGGGGGUUCGAGUAGUUUCCCUUUCGGAUUUUUGCCACCAUGAACCCUCACAUUAUGAAUGCCGGUUACCACUUGUGCACUCAUAUAAGGUCUAGCAUUGCAGUUCCCAGAGAGGUGCUUGCUUAGACGCAACCUGCUAAGGAAAGUGAAAUUCCCCGCGAGAGUGGCGCAACUGAUGGACUCAACGAAGCGGACACUUUUAAGCCCAAAUUGCACAGCACAAUUUGUCGCCAGUCGCCAGUCGCCUGCAAUCCCUGAGCUGGGGCUUCAUUAUAAAGUCGAUGACAUGGCGCCGGCGAGCUUAGUCAUCAUGUUUGCCUGCAAACGGAAGCUUCGGAUCGCACUUGGUCUGGCCUGGUUCUGGAUGAGUCUCGUCGUGGCCCAAAAUGCCAGCGAUGUGGGGGUCAGCAGUCGGGCAGGAAAUCAACUGGACCUGGCCGGUUCGGCCACCGCCAAAAGUUUCGAGCCACCACCUGAAUUCUACAGGGGUCGGGGUCCAGGAUCCGGAGGUGGAGCAGGCCUGGAAACGACUCCUUUGAGUGGUUCCAGCGGUCAUCCUUCGUUGGGAAGCGUGGGCGAAAGUCUCAGUGAAACCUACAACAAGUGGCGAGCUGGAGGUGCUAAUCUCCAGGACCGAAUCAGUGUGGGUCCUUAUGGAGCCGCUGGAGGAGGGGCUGCCCAUGCACCGACCGUGGGCAGCUUUGCAAGCGAUUCCCAUCCGUAUCCCUACGAGUACUCCCACAGCAGCGGAGCAGGAGGAGGAGGAGGAGGACCUGGUUUUGGAGGUGGAAAUGGAAAUGGAGGAGGAACUGGGGCCUAUUUCGGCAGCUCCAGUGUGGAAGCGGGUAUACCAUUCGACGUGUAUGGAUAUGGAUCGCGUCCAGGUCAAGGUGCCGGUGUGGGCCAUGGCCAUUAUUCCCCGCCAGAGUACGCGUAUCCGUAUCCCCUGGAUCCGCAUGAGAUAGCCGCGCACAAGGGACCGGGUCCUGGCCACCACGACGUGUCGCCCAAAGCCCUUUUGGCCAAGAGCUUUCUUAUCCCGCUGGCCAGUGCUGCAGUUUUGGGGAUUGCCGCCGCCUUGGUUAGCAAUCCCCUGCUCCUCCAGUUGGGUACUGUCUCCGGACUGGGCACCAUCGUCGGCAAACGCAAACGACGUGCAACUGGUCAAAAUCUGCUAGCCCAUAAGCACACUUUAUAAAUACAUAUAUGCCAUUCAUAACCAUAACAGAAGUAAUGGAAAAUAAACAUUUGCCUUCAAUGAGUUUGUAUCGAUAAGUAGCUCUCCCUGAUAAGAUUUUAUUUAAAAAUGGU
This is a messenger RNA of Drosophila gunungcola (fruit fly), 1312 nucleotides long. RefSeq names its product forkhead box protein C1. The transcript has 3 exons. The record is from RefSeq and is a predicted model, not a curated record. NCBI's taxonomy places the organism in Eukaryota, Metazoa, Arthropoda, Insecta, Diptera, Drosophilidae. The coding region runs from base 177 to 1199 and encodes 340 amino acids.